Messenger RNA from Meyerozyma guilliermondii ATCC 6260, 1794 nucleotides. RefSeq lists its product as uncharacterized. The record is from RefSeq and is a predicted model, not a curated record. The coding region runs from base 1 to 1794 and encodes 597 amino acids. The transcript has a single exon. Lineage: Eukaryota; Fungi; Ascomycota; Pichiomycetes; Serinales; Debaryomycetaceae.
AUGAGUGACGCCCGGCCUCUUUCCAAGGCUCCCAAUGGCCAGAAGUACUCCCAGUGGCUGGGGCAACAGCCUCAGGGCCAAAACGCCUUUCCAAGUUCACAACAACGUCAGCAGCAAUCCACUCCUCCACCAGUAGCCAACUACACUUUACCUGGUGUGAUUAAUUAUCUCACUUCCGAGUUCACCAAUUUGGAAAGAUUCAAGAUCAUGACCAAUCUCGAACGGUCGGAGAUGAAAUACAAGAUAGUGGAGCUCGAGGGUCAGGUCAAUUCUCUCAAAUACAUUAACGAACACCAGAAAGUACGCAUUGCCGAGUUGGAACAAAAAAUCAAAAACACCCUGGAGGCGCCCGGAUCCAACAAUGCACUUCCAAAGGUUGAUAAAAUCCCUUAUGUGGACCUAGAUUUCAUUAGAGAUGCACGGAACCAACUCACGUCGUCUAUGCGAGAGGUGGUGCAAUUGUUGAAGUCUCCAGCUCCUUCCAAUGCAUCGUAUUUGAACCUACCUGAUCCUGGUGAGGGAGAAAAUGAGUUUGAAGAGCUUUUCGAUAAUGAUAACGAAUUGUCUGGAAAACUCGAUGAUUUCACUUUUGCUGAAAAACCCACGCAAAAACCAAAGCUGUCUGUAUUCGCUCAUUACUUGGAAGACAUCCCGAUCAAGAAGCCCCAAGACCAACCAAAGCCACAAGAAUCUCGAAACAAAGAAGCAUACAAUGAAAUGAAUGGCAAGCAAAAGUCUUCAGCUUCAAAUGUCUCCCAUAAACCAGAGCAAGAAAGCGACACUGAAACAGUAAUUCUUGACGACGAGCCGUUAGACAUGAACGACGAACAGGCUCGUGUACUCAAACGAACGCAAAGUGUCCAGAUUCCCAAGUCAGCAAAAUCGUUCUUCUGUGAUAUCCACGAGUGUGUGGUGUCAACCAUGAAUGUAAACGGGUCUCAGACCAUCAAUAUCACCACAAUCGAUGACGAUCCUACCCUUUCCGUCAACAUUUCUCAGUUGGAAAGCUCGGUCAUCGACAUCUUCUGCAUAGAUACCAGUCCCUAUCGCUUAUUGCUUGUACUUGAUAGUGGGCUUGUAAAGGUUAUAACACUUGACGAACUGGGUGUUUUAGACACAGUGACAUACAAUGGCAUUAUGGACGAUUACAACAGAGUGUUUUCGUCCGACAUGGCAGUUCGACAGGGCUCAGUCUUGUUGGCUAUAAAUGGGGUUCUGAAAGCUUCGCUGCCCAUGUUGAACAUCUACAGUCUUGAAGAGAAAUCAGUAACAAGAGAAAAAUCCUUUGAUCGUGAGUACUUUACUACGAUCCGUGCCAAUGCAUCUCAUUCAUUCGAAGCAGUUCACUGGGUCGGUGAAGAAAACACCCUCGUCUUCAAGUUGGGCGCUUCGGUCGUCAAGCUAGAUUUGAACCCUUGCUCAUACAAGCAGCUUGUGCAUAGUGAAAAUUUAGCGUACGGUGUUCAUGUUCGAAAUUACUUUGAUAAGAACAUCAUACUCGUGCCCGAAUAUUUGGAGAAAAGGCUCCAGGUCAGAGUAUACGAUUGCGAUAAGGAAGAAACCACUGGUAAAAUGCUCAAGUUUAAUGUUGGUGAAAGUCCUGAAAGCCUCCAAUUAGCAGUGGUUGCAACUAAAGAAGACUUCGCCAUAUAUAAGAUGCACGACCAUCGGCUCGAGGUUUAUGACAGCAAAUUAGAGCUCAUCUCAUACACCACAGCUGAUGGGACUCUACGGCGGAUAGGUGGGCGAGUGGUGGUCACUGGCGACAAUUUCAACUUUUAUGACAUAGAAUAG